AAAUUGUCUUUGAAUAAUAAUUAUUAAAUUUACAGAGUUCGAUUUUCAUCAUCCUCGACACAAAAUCAAAACAAAAAUAUUAAGUAAAUUUUGAUGAGUAAGUUUUAUAUUCGGUUUCAGUGGCGUGCUCUUGGCUUAUUUAAUUAUUUACAAGAUUAUACGUGAAAAGUCAUCACUAAUACUUUUUACUUCAUUUUAUAUUUAAGCAACCAUGUUUCAUUAGCAAUACUAAAUAUUGACGGCAGCUGUGUUUCCUUAAGUACGCCACUAAUGCAGUUCGGAUCUAACCCAAUAACGAUUUCCUAAAAGGUGAAAUCGUGAACAGCUUUUAAUAUAAAUUUGGCGAACUUCUUAGGAAGUUACAGCUGUUUAUCUUUACUGUGAAACACGAGGAUGAUGUUUAUCUCAUUCGACUAUUUGUUGAAAUUUUUCUUUCCCAAGUAAACGCACGUUCAAGGCUUUCGGCUGAUUUUCUUUAAAGUAAUCAUCUUGUAAACAGGAAGAGUAAAAUCAAAUGAAGUAAUCGUGUUCAGUGUAAGUUACGAUAUUUUUGUGCAGCUUUUGAGAAAACGCUUUCAAAAAUAUGUCUGAAAUAUUAAGUAUUUUAAAUAUAAAUAAUAAUUUUAAAACACAAACUUGUGUAAUGGAAUUGCUGUUGUUUAUUUGUGAUCAAUAUUGCAAUUAGGUAAUUGUGCCGGUGGCGACUGAAGUGUGUUUACGUUAAGUUGCUGAUCGUGAUAAGAGAAGUAUCACAUUAUAUUGACCACAGGUUAAUGGAAGGCGACGGCGGAGCGAUUUGGUUUAAAUCCGAUAGCGGAGUCGCCGCUAUUAACGUUGGCACGACUGUGGUGGCGACGGCCUCGCCGAAUCGACAAACUGGUGGCGACCGUCCGCUUGCAGCGGGAGCGGGUACACGUCCAGUGAAACUCAGAACUCAUACGUGUAUGACGUAUUCGCACUAACCUAACCUCAGUAAAUUUUAUCUGAAUUUCCCUACAAACCGUUCAUUUCUACUUUGAAACAUCAACCACAUGGACGGCCGACUAUCAAAUUUGUUGGACACCGGUCGCCUUAUAGAAGAAGUGUGUAGUCGUCCCGAAUUAUGGGACAGACAGCACCCACAACACCACAAUAGAUCAGUGUUGGACCAUCAUUGGGAAGACGUUGCCGGAACGCUCAGUAUUAACGGAAAGACUGCUCGUGGAAAAUGGAAGAAUUUAAAAGAUCAUUUUCGCAAAGAAUACAAACGAUGUUUAUCCUUAGAAAAUGGUCAAGACAUAUCUAAAUGGCCUUAUUUUCAAAGUAUGAUGUUUAUUAAAGAUCAAAUAUCACAUUCCGUUUCAAACUCAUUAUAUUUAGCUGAUAUUCAAUUCCAAAAUAUUUAUCCCGAGGUUGAAAUGACUGAAGGAGUGGACGAAGAUAAACAUUCAAAUUCUACUGUAGCGCGAUCGACAGAUAAUGGCGUAGAAAUCUGCUCGUCUUCUCUUUAUCAAGAUGAAAACUUUUCUGACGAUAAACAUUUUCUACUUAGUCUAUUACCUACUUUCUCUGCACUUUCGCCAGAAAAAAAGUUAAAAGCUCGCAUCGCCAUCGAGACACUAUUACUUAAGACGGCUUAUCCUGAAGUUCUUGCCAUUAAAACUGAAGAGACUUUAUCGGAAGUUAAUCAAUCUAAUGUUGAUAAGUGUAAUGAAUUACAACCAGUAAAAACGGCGACUAAAAGAAAACGAAAAUCGGCUGUUACUAAAAAAUAUUGUUGAUGUUUAGUAUUCCUAAAAAGCUAAUUAUCUCUAUUAAAAGAAUUCAUAUUAUUUUCUUGUUGCAUUAUUGCGUAAAAUAUUGUUAUAUUACUUAAUGUUUCUUUAUUGUUAAAUGAAUAAAUAUUUAUUAAAUGA
Molecule: messenger RNA, 1895 nt
Organism: Daktulosphaira vitifoliae (grape phylloxera)
Lineage: Eukaryota; Metazoa; Arthropoda; Insecta; Hemiptera; Phylloxeridae
Exons: 2
Coding region: 1032-1760 (242 amino acids)
Biological process (GO): regulation of transcription by RNA polymerase II
Cellular component (GO): nucleus; transcription regulator complex
Molecular function (GO): DNA binding
Source: RefSeq, a predicted model, not a curated record